CCAAAUAAGAAUACUUGGUGCAAGUGGUACGGUGUAAACGUGUGUACAUAGAUUGAUCAUAUCAUAGAUGCUCAGGUUCCCAUCUCUCUUUAAUAAUAUUAUUAUAUUAUUAUUUGUGGUGGCUGCUCAUCAAACACUCGUCAACAAACCCUCAGAUUCGCACACAAAUCUCACCAAAAUCUCCACUUUUGUUCUCAUUUAACACAUACAAAUUCUCAUCAUCAUCAUCUUAUAUUCUAAUGGAUCGAUUUCGUAUGGUUUGUUCCAUCAUAGAGCUUCGAAAAGCUUCCUAGAGACCCUACUCGUGACCAAUUUCGGCCAGAAGUACAUGAGGUGCCGCCUCAAGCCCUUGGCGCGCUUUUUAAAACCAAGGUUGCAGAUACGGGUAACGCCAGCUGCAACUAGCAGUUUCACUUUUAGAGUUCUAUCUUAUGCCCUUAGAUUCAUUUCAAUUUCUUACUGCAAAGAACAAUGAGCCUGCUCAACGGAGGGGCUUCUACCAUUGACAAAACACUUAACACAACAACAGGUAAGGCAAAAAGUUUAAAUCCCGAUGCUGCAGAAUUCGUUCCAUUCGCUCUGCGAUCAUCUUCUGGAAACCCAACUGCUGCAGACACAUCUUCAAGUUUCGGCAGUUUUGCCGCUUCAUCACCAGGGAAAUCAAUACUCAACAGAAUCGAGUCAUCGGUGUCAAAUAACUCCGAUGACGAGACCCGCCAGUUCUGGCGGGACCAGUUACCUGACGACAUCAUUCCUGAUUUUAACGUUGUCGGAGAAGAAGAAUCCCAAACAAUCAACAGCAUUCCCUUUUCCAGUUUGUCAAUAGCAGAUGUCAAUGCUGCAUCAUCGGGUGGUAUGUUAGUGUCGAAAAAACAUGUGUUAUCGCCAUCUGCACCGAGUUUUCACCAUCCGUUGCUUACUGGUAUUAUUGAUGAGCCUCAUUACAAUGGUGAUCCGGGGCACGGGUACCUAGAUGACUUGUUUAACGACCAGCAGAUGGAGGGCACUGAUGUAAAUUCGUUUGAGUUUUUGGCUUCUCAGUUUCCUGGUUUUGCGGCUGAAAGUCUUGCGGAGGUUUAUUAUGCUAACGGGUGUGACUUGAAUUUGACGAUUGAGAUGCUUACGCAGCUUGAGCUUCAGGUAGAUAAUGGACUGAACCCGAAUCUGAACCUGAACGCCAGAGCCUUAUCCGCUCCAAAUCUCAGUGCUCUUGAUUUUCCCACUCUUUCCCCGACAGAUAAUCCAAACAACGUGCCAACGUUUUCCGUUAACGAUCACCACCCGAAUCAUCCUUCUUUGGAGAAGGAACUACUCAUGUUCAAAUCUUCCUCAAUGGCUCCAUCUUUAGGUGCUACAGAUUUUGCUUCUGCAGUUAAAAAAAUGGCAUCACAUGACUCGAGUAUAUGGAAGUAUGAUAACAACAACCAUUCUCCGAAUUCCACUGUUGGAUCAAGUAGAAGUUCUCAUAACUUAUCUAGCGGGUUUGGAAGAAGCGCUUAUGGGGAUAGGUUUGGUAACCGAAGUUCAAGCCGUAUCAGCGGUACUGCUCCUGUCUGGCUUGAAACCGGUGAAGCAGUCGCAAAUAUGUAUUCGGAAAUGCGGGGUGAAGCUCGUGAUCAUGCACGUUUACGCAACUCGUAUUUUGAACAGGCACGUCAGGCGUACCUUGUUGGCCAAAAGGCUUUAGCAAAGGAACUGAGCGCAAAAGGGCAAUUGCAUAACAUGCAAAUGAAGGCCGCUCAUGAAAAGGCUCAAGAAUCUAUUUACUAUCAGAGGAACCCAGGAAGUCUAGAUAUACAAGGCAACGGAAGAGGACAAGAAAGGAUAAUCGAUCUUCACGGGCUGCACGUGAAUGAAGCCAUUCACGUCUUAAAACGAGAUCUUAUGACACUAAGAAACAUAGCCAGGUCAACCGAUCAGCGGCUGCAAGCUUACAUCUGUGUUGGAACGGGUCACCACACUAAAGGGACCCGCACUCCUGCUCGACUUCCUGUUGCUGUCCAGAGAUACCUUUUAGAGGUAGAAGGCCUCGACUACUCCGAACCCCAGCCCGGACUGCUACGUGUUGUGCUUUAUUAAUCGUUAAUCAAAAUCCAGGUGGUAUACUCGUUUUUUGAAACCAUAACCCGGUUUUAUAAACAAAAAACAUAUUUUCAUGGAAAAAAACGAAAAAAAAUGAAAUUCUUGUAUGUGUACAUGGAAGUAAGGUCAGAGAGAUUAGUCAAUAGUCUGAAAAAAUUGGAAGUAAAAGGAAAAGUGUACUGUAUUUCUGUGUAUUAUAAAGGUUUUUGAUCAGUCAACAUAUGUGGCUGUUUUAUGGUGGUA
Helianthus annuus (common sunflower) is the source of this 2325-nucleotide messenger RNA. Its product is annotated as polyadenylate-binding protein-interacting protein 7. The transcript is spliced from 7 exons. NCBI's taxonomy places the organism in Eukaryota, Viridiplantae, Streptophyta, Magnoliopsida, Asterales, Asteraceae. The coding region runs from base 472 to 2079 and encodes 535 amino acids. The record is from RefSeq and is a predicted model, not a curated record.